AUGGACUGCGAUGCGGCGUCUCUGGGGCACCUGGCCUUCGAGUGGCACGGGGAGCGCGAGCUGGGUUGUGGUGCGGAGAUGAAGGGCGUGGGCGCUGUUUCUGAAGCCUUUUCCGCCUCGCUGGCGAGGGAGCCUGAUCAGCUUGAUGGGAUGUCGUCCUCCGUCUCCUCCGUGCCCUGCGCGUUUGUCACAACACGCCACACGAAGCGGUUUGAGGGAGACGACUGGAAACGUGUGCUGGAAAACCAUGUUGAGGCGCUCUGCAGUGCGUUUGUGACCGAGGCGGCUAUUGCCUGCCACGUGGAAUUAGAGGACAUCAGCGAUCUCGAGUUCCGGCUGGGCAGCUUGUACGUCACAUUCCAUGUCUCGCACGACGCGGACGUCGGGGAGAGUGAGGUGCAGGAGAGGGUUGAGCUCUACCCCUUCCGCGAGGUGAUGCGGCUGUAUGCGAACCGCGAUGCUCCGCCAGGCGGCCUGGAUGCGGCGCUUAGGCGCAUUUCGGAGCUUGAGAAGGAGAUGAAGCAGAAACUAGAGAAGCUGCAGGAAGAGAACGCGAGCAAGGUGGCGGAGCUUGAGGCUGCGAGGCGGCAAAUAGAGGGGGAGCUGAUGCGGCAGCUGCACGAGAAGGAGCGGGAAUUGGGUGACGCACUCAGCAAAGCGCAGGAAGCGCUGCAGACCAGCGAGGCUGAGAACAAGCGCCUCGAAGAGGAAAUGAAAAAGUCACUUGAGACCAUUAAACGGGAGCGCAAGCGGCUUGAGAAGCACGCAAUGCACCAGAACGAGUUGAUCGCCGCCAUUAUUCAGGGCAACAAGAAGGAAAUGGAGGCGAAGGAGCGUGAGUUCGAGGAGAACCUGCUCGAAAAGGAUGUCAUCAUUGAGAACCUGCGCACCCGGCUGCGCUCAAAAAGUGAGCCACCCAAUGGCGAGAGUGUUUCACGCGCCGCGUCGGUGGACACGGACCGCGCCGAGGAGUUUGCGAAGCUCAUGGGUCGCAUGGAGGAGAUGGCCAUUGUGCUGGAGAAGACGCAGGAGUCCGAGUCGGAGGCGCGUGGGGAGGUCCAGCGUCUGUCCGAGGCGCUAAAGCUCUCAGAGGAGGCACGUCAGUCUGAUGCAGUCAUUUAUGAAAACAACUUGCUGGCACUGAAGCAGCAGCUGCAGGCUUUUCGCGACACUAAACUCGCCGAGGACCAUCAGAAACGUCAAGAAGAGUCCCGCGCCCGCCGCAGUACAAAUCUCAGUAAGGAGGAAAAGACGAACGAGACUAUUGUGCGUCAGUAUGAAACGGCGUUGGAGAACAUCAUUGGGACCUUACAGGAUCGCCUUACAAUUCUUCGUGAGGAGUACGCCUCUUUUCUGAGGGUCUCCGAAGAGGAGGCAGUAAACGAGAAGAAUAUACUCGACGAACACGAACAGGACAGCCAAAGGGUGCGGCAAACGUUCCGCACCGCGUCGCUGACGUUGCAGCGUGUGUUCUGGAGCACGCGCGAGAAGGAGGUGCCAGAGGUGAUCGCGGAGUUAGACAACGCGGCCGCAUCCGCGGAAAAGUCGAGAGCCGCAGUUAAGGUCACUCUGGCGCUGCUGGACUCGCGCCUGCAGUCCUUCAGCGAGCAGAAGGAGUGGAUGGAGACGCACCAGCAGUCGCUAGAGGACCUCCUUGCGUCCCUUCGGCAGCUGAACAAACGGGCGUUCCAGCGACAGCUGUCCCUCAUGAACGAACAGGCGGCGCGGUCUUCCACAACCCCGUAG
Trypanosoma conorhini is the source of this 1746-nucleotide messenger RNA. Its product is annotated as kinesin-like protein. Bases 1 to 1746 code for a protein of 581 amino acids. The record is from RefSeq and is a predicted model, not a curated record. The transcript has a single exon. Lineage: Eukaryota; Euglenozoa; Kinetoplastea; Trypanosomatida; Trypanosomatidae.